Messenger RNA from Ostrea edulis (European flat oyster), 1038 nucleotides. Its product is annotated as alpha-2A adrenergic receptor-like. The coding region runs from base 1 to 1038 and encodes 345 amino acids. The transcript has 2 exons. Gene Ontology annotation, molecular function: G protein-coupled receptor activity. Gene Ontology annotation, cellular component: membrane. The record is from RefSeq and is a predicted model, not a curated record. NCBI's taxonomy places the organism in Eukaryota, Metazoa, Mollusca, Bivalvia, Ostreida, Ostreidae. Gene Ontology annotation, biological process: adenylate cyclase-activating adrenergic receptor signaling pathway.
AUGGAAGUCACAGCUAAAAACAUCCUCGUCACUUUGACGCUUUCUAUCAUCGUGUUGAUUACCAUAGCGGGCAAUCUCCUGGUCCUCCUCUCUUUUGCCCUGGAUGCCAAACUCAGACAACCAUUUAACUAUUUUAUCGUUAACCUGGCCGUGACGGAUUUACUGGUGGCGCUGUUUGCCAUGUCCUUCUACACUAUUGACACUCUCCUGGGCUACUGGCCGUUCGGAACUAUCGUGUGUGGUGUCUGGAUAUACGUGGAUUAUGCUAUGACGUUUGCUAGUGUUUUCACUAUCGUUGCCAUCUCUUUAGACCGCUUUUGCUCAGUGACUUGGGCUAUUAAGUACAAAAAUACCAACGGCAAGAGGAAGAACCGGAUUAUUCUGACCAUUCUGUGGAUAUGUGUGUUCAUCUUAUGGACCCCGCCCUUCAUUGGCGAUCGUCUUAAGCAUCAAGAAGUCGACAAAUGUAUUUGGGAGCCGUUCGACAAUCAUGAGUUCAUCAUUGUCGUAGACAUUGUUGGACAUUACAUUCCCUGCCUGCUGAUUAUUGCUGCUUACAUCAAGGUCUAUAUCGUCAUGAGGAAGCGAUCAAAAGUGGUGUCUUUUAAAAGCAGAGAGACAACCACCAUUAACAUUACUGCAAACAAAGAUUCCAAAGAGAAAGACCAAUCGCGGAGCCAGGCCUCAGUGUCUGUUGUCACAACACAAAUGCAGCCCUCCACUUCUGCUGCAAGAUCGUCAUCUAUAAACACGCUAGUGGCUGAUAGAAGUAACAGAGAACAGAAGAUAUUCCGGACUCUGACCUAUGUCAUAACCAGUUACCUGCUGUGCUGGUUCCCAUUUUAUGUGACGUGGGACAUUUACGCGUGGAAACCCUCUCUCGUUCCUGAUUGGUUGUACACUUUCUUGUUCUGGAUGACGUACAUUAAUUCCACUUUAAACCCCGUUCUUUAUGCUUACACGAAUAAGGAUUUCCGACAAGCUUUCAAAAACAUUGUUAAGUGCUCAUGUCAGAAUAACACACCUCCUAAAAAUUGA